AUGCGACUCUCUCGUGAAGUCAAUAUGGAUGAGGAGUAUGACAGCGAUCCCAUCACUUCAUCGUUUGCAGCAUCGUCAUCAUCAUCAGGUGGUGUGGGUAGUAGUAGUGGUAGCGGAUCAUCAUCUAAACAAACAAUUCCAGAAAGUGAUGAUGAACAAUCUGAUUCUGGGAGUAAAAGAAAGAGAGACUUGAAUGAUAAAUCAACACCAACAGCAAUAACAACUCCAAAGAGGAGAAAAAAAGAUUCAGAUGAUGAUGAUGGUGAGGAGGAGGAGGAAUCAUCCACUAAGAGAGUUACUAGAAGUAGCAGUUCUAAAUCUAAGAGUGAACCAUCAUCCGAAUCAAAACCUACUAGGAGAAUGAUUGAUAAAAAGAGAAGUAAACAAAUUCAAUCUGAGGAAGCAGAAGAGGAUGAAGAUUCCGAUCAAGCUGAGGAUGAGUAUGAGGUGGAAGCUAUUCUGUUGAAAAAAACAAAGAAUUCAAAAGCAAACUAUCUUGUAAAGUGGAAACAUUGGUCAAUUAAAGAUUCUUCAUGGGAACCUCAUGCACACUUGGAAAAGCUUACAGAAAUGCUGAACAAGUUUGAGAAUGAUAUUUAUCCAAACUUUAGCAGUGAAUAUAAACGAGGACAGUGUAAAUUUGUGCAUGACAAGGUUCUAAAUUCAAGAAAAUACAAAAAUUCGACAGAAUAUUUAGUGCAGUGGAGAGAUUUUCCAAUUAAUACUUGGGAACCAGAGAAUGAAGUGCCAUUCAAAUUCAUUUCCAAGUAUAACAAAUCAACAACAUCCUAUAAGAAGGUUGUGGUAAGCAAGACCUCUUCAUUACCUUCAAGUAGUUCUGUAAAAUCCACACCAAGUGAUACAAUGGUUUUCAGUAGUGAUGAUGAAGCUAGCUCAACAAGAUCAUCCUCCUCUAAGAAAAAUCAAAUGAUCGAACCAGAAGAUAAUGACAUUGAAAUUCCACCACCAACAUCUCAAUCCUCUUCAUCAAAACGUUCAAAGAACAAAUCAUUUAUUUCGGAGAAGGAACUUGCAGAGAUGGAUUUUGAUAUUGUCACAAUCAAGAAGAGAAAUAAUACUAUUCAAUUCCAAAUUAAGGACAAUGAAAGUGAGGAAAGUCAUAUAACGGAUGUAAAUUGCCUUCGUGGAAAGGCAACAGUUCAGAAACUAGUUGACUUUUUAUUAGGGAAAGUUGUUUUCGAAAAGAAUAGAUAGUUUUAAUUUAUUUUAAUGUACAUUUAUAAUUUACAAAACCUAGAUGAUUAAUUAGUAAUAUCUUUCAAUAAAGCCAUAAAGUGUUCAAAUUUGAGUACAUUAUUCGUCACUACAGAAUCAAACAAUUGUUCAAUUUCUUCAUCGUUAAAUGCUUCACCAAUUCUGAGAUUUUUCAAAACCUUUUUAAAUUCAUUCUUGGUGAGAACACCAUCUCGAUUUGUAUCAAAAACUUCUUCAAAAGCUCUCCUUAAUUCAUUUUCAUCAAAAUCUUGAGACAGAACAAUUUCUUGCUCCUUAUCCUUCUUCUUCAAAGCACUAAAUGGUUUAAACUUCCAAAAUGUAUUUGAUCCCGAUGAUUCUUGUUGUUUUUCAUCAUUUUCUGUUUCUUGUUCGGUUCUGCCGCAAAUUUCUAGGAAUUCCUUAAAGGUCAAACCCUUGCUCAAAUUCCAUGUCGAGGAUAAGUUUUCAAUGUACUUUUUAUCGUAUACGGAUGACAAAAAGUCCUUAACUUCUUCUGCUGUAAGCUUUCCAUCAUUAUUUCCAUCAAACAUAUUAAAGAUGAUUCGCAAUCUGUGUUCUUUCGAGUCUGGGUUAUAUUCCAUAGGUGCGCUAACACUUCUUGAUCUUCCUCCACCUAUCGAUACAUUAGUAGGUGUCGAACUUGCUGAGGUAGAAUCCUUGCCUGUUUGUUCCUUCUUUCUCCAAUUCAGUUGAAAUAACAUUUCUGAGGGUUUGUUUGUGGUAGUGAGUGAUAUCGGGUUGUUGUUUUAAUCUCUCUUAGAGUUGGGUAUUUUG
This is a messenger RNA of Naegleria gruberi, 2010 nucleotides long. Its product is annotated as chromodomain-containing protein. Lineage: Eukaryota; Heterolobosea; Eutetramitea; Acrasida; Naegleriidae. The record is from RefSeq and is a predicted model, not a curated record. The coding region runs from base 1 to 1215 and encodes 404 amino acids. The transcript has a single exon. Gene Ontology annotation, biological process: heterochromatin formation.